This is a messenger RNA of Morone saxatilis (striped sea-bass), 4860 nucleotides long. RefSeq names its product tetratricopeptide repeat domain 7B (gene ttc7b). Gene Ontology annotation, biological process: phosphatidylinositol phosphate biosynthetic process; protein localization to plasma membrane. Gene Ontology annotation, molecular function: protein binding. Bases 58 to 3018 code for a protein of 986 amino acids. The record is from RefSeq and is a predicted model, not a curated record. Lineage: Eukaryota; Metazoa; Chordata; Actinopteri; Moronidae. The transcript has 22 exons. Gene Ontology annotation, cellular component: plasma membrane.
CAGCUCGACGUCAGCUCCUCUUGUGGUGUUUUGGUCCAGUCGAGCCCACUCACCAAAAUGACAGCGAGGAAGUCUGGCUCACGACUGGAGACCGAGAUAGAGCGGUGUCGUUCAGAGAGUCAAUGGGACAAGAUACCGGAGUUAGUACGGCAGCUCUCCGCCAAACUAAUAUCAAACGAUGACCUAGGGGAGCUGUUGCUGGGGGAAUGCAAGCUUCAGACGUACCUGAAGGAGAACCCCAUCAAACAGGGAGCCAGCCCCAGGGGCCCGCAACCCAAACUAGUGGAGGUCAGGAAACACCUCACUGCUGCUCUGGACAGAGGAAACCUCAAGGCCGAUUACCUUCAGGAAGCCAGCGUGCUGAUGGCUAAACUUUGCUAUGUGGAGGGAGAACACAGAGACGCUUUAGGUCACUACAGCAAGGUGAACCUGGACGACAUGCAGCUGGCGGGAGCUCCUGUGUAUAGGCUGUCCAUGAUAGCAGAGGCAUACGCUACUAAAGGACUGUGUUUAGAGAAGGUCCCAGCUGCCUCCCCAUCCCUAUCCAAUAAGAACACUGGCUCUCCGUUGUCCAAUAGGGGCACGACAGAGCAGGAGCAGGAAAUCAUCACCUGCUAUGAAAAGUCUGGAGACAUUGCUCUGCUCUACCUGCAGGAGGCUGAGAAGGCGUUGUCAGUGGGAAUUCAGAACCGCAGCCCAAAGCCCGGCCCGACAGCCCAAGACCUGGAACUGGGCUACUUCCUGGAGACAGGCCUGCAGAGAGCCCAUGUCAUCCACUUCAAGAAUGGCAACCUGACUAGAGGCGUGGGCCGGUUUCGGGAGAUUCUUCGGGCUGUUGAGAACAGAACCACCCAGAGCCUGCGCAUGACCAUAGCCAGGCAGCUUGCAGAGAUCUUGCUCAGAGGAAUGUGCGAACAGAGUUACUGGUCUCCUCUGGAAGACCCUCCCACAGUGUCGCCAUUGGACGAUCCCACACGGCAAGGACACACUCACAGCAAGAACUACACCCUAAGCCGACGCCCACGUGUGUACUCGGGAGAGAAUCUGUUUUGCCCUCAGGAGAACACAGAAGAAGCUUUGCUGCUGCUGCUCAUCAGUGAGUCCAUGGCUAACCGUGACGCUGUCCUGAGCAGAAUUCCUGAACACAACAAUGAUCGUAUCAUCAGCCUGCAGUCUGCCUCUGUGGUGUACGACCUGCUGACUAUAGCUCUGGGCAGAAGAGGGCAGUACGAGAUGCUGUCAGAGUGUUUGGAGAGAGCCAUGAAGUUUGCCUUUGAGGAGUUCCAUUUGUGGUACCAGCUCGCCCUGUCGCUAAUGGCAGCUGGGAAAUCAGCUCGUGCUGUUAAAGUCCUUAAAGAGUGUAUUCGUCUGAAGCCUGAUGACCCCACCAUCCCACUGCUGGCUGUGAAGUUGUGUAUCGGACCUCUGCACUGGUUGGAUGAGGGGGAGUGCUUUGCAAAGAUGGUGAUUGACAUGGGGGAGAAAGCAGCAGAGUUCAGAGCCAAAGGCUACCUGGCCAUCGGGCUGGUUUACAGCCUCAAGGCAACUGAUGCAUCAUUGCGAAGCACACAGGAGGAGUACCAGAGAAAAGCUUUGGGAGCCUUCCAGAGAGCUCAGAGUCUGUCUCCUACUGACCAUCUAGCAGCGUUCUACUUGGCACUGCAGCUUGCUGUGUCCAGACAGAUCCCAGAGGCACUAGGCUAUGUUCGACAGGCGUUGCAGCUUCAAGGGGAUGAUGUCCACUCCCUUCACCUGCUGGCUCUGCUGCUCUCUGCUCAGAAACACUACCACGACGCUCUCAAUAUUAUAGAGAUGGCUCUGUCCGAGUACCCUGAGAACUUCAAUCUGCUUUAUACCAAGGUAAAGUUGGAGUCGAUGUGUAGAGGGCCGGAGGAAGCUCUGCUCACCUGUAAACACAUGUUGCAAAUCUGGAAGAGCUUUUACAACCUUACCAACCCCAGGUAUACACACAAACACACACACACACUCCCCAAAUGCAAACAUGAUUUCUGGGCGUCUGGCAGCAGUCUGGUUUGGACUCAUGAGCCACUAGCAGACACACGAAACGACUUAGCUUCAACGCCAUCGAACUCGAACUGCCUGACUUCAGUGACCCUUGAGACCGUUUCCUUUCUUUAUUCCUUGAUUAAUUUCACUUAUUUCUGUUUUAUUUCCUUUGUUUUAGUCUCAGGUUCUUCCUCUUCUCACUCUGGUUUUGAACUGGUCUUCCCCAACUCCCCAUCCACCAUUUCCACCCUCUCCUCCCCACUGUCCUCCCCCUCUUCCCCUGUCUUCAUCCUCCAGCCUCCUCCUUUCCUUCCUCCCAAAAACCCAUCCUCCCUCCCUCCUCUCCCGGUCCUCCCUUUCCUCCUCAUCCCUCUUCCUGCGCCCGCCAAGACCAGGACUCAUUCCUUUUGCAACCACGUCACUCUCCGCCAGCUCUCCUCCAACUGUUCGGUUCAUGCUACAUCUAUAGCAGCGAGUCGCGUGGAGCAGGCACUGUCUGAGGUGGCAUCGUCCCUGCAGAGCAGCGCCCCCAAACAGGGACCAAUGCACCCCUGGAUGACCCUGGCUCAGAUCUGGCUGCAUGCAGCUGAAGUUUACACCAGCAUGUCGAAGCCCGCCGAGGCCUCGGCCUGCACACAGGAAGCUGCCAACCUCUUCCCCACAUCCCAUAACGUGCUGUACAUGAGGGGGCAGAUAGCCGAGCUGAGGGGCAACAUGGACGAUGCCAAGCGAUGGUAUGAAGAGGCCCUGUCCAUCAACCCGACGCAUGUCAAGACCAUGCAGAGACUGGGUCUGAUUCUGCACCAGCUGCAGCGCUACAGUCUGUCUGAAAAGGUCCUGAGGGACGCUGUGCAGGUUAACAGUACGGCUCACGAUGUGUGGAACAGUCUGGGUGAGGUCUUGCAGGCUCAGGGAAACGCUGCCGCUGCCACCGAGUGUUUCCUCACCGCGUUGGAGCUGGAGGCCAGCAGCCCCAUCCUGCCCUUCACCAUCAUACCCAGAGCACUAUGAAACACACACACCCUCACAGUUCGAGCCUAAGUACUGUAGCACAGUGGCACAAAUGAUGGACCUGCAAGUUGCACACACACAAACACAGCAUGCCUGCAUGCCACUUACACAAGGUUUUACUGCCGUACCCUCAGAUACACACGCGCGCACUCACACUCACAUUCGCUGUAUACAGAUGCAAAUAGUACACAUUAACAUGCCUACACACUUCCACCCGCCACCCACCCUUCCUACAAUGCCUUGCUGUGGCUGUGACACCUGACACCUGUGUGUGAGGUUAUGUGUCUGUAUGCGAGUGUGUGUCGAUUUGCGUGCCUGUUUGUGUCUGUGCAUGUACACCCACGUCUGUGUAUGUGUGCCAACAUGUUGCCUGUGCAUAUUUGUGUCUGGUUGUAAGUGAUUUGUAGUAUGCCGUCUGUGUGUGUUUGUUGUUUUGUCCUGUUUAAAAAUGUAAAUAAGGUUCAGUUUGAGUUCCCACUCUGCCGUCGCUAGCAUUCAGAAGAGUUUACAUUUUGUUUACGUGUUAUUUAGUCCGAAAAUACACACACAGAGUUUCAUUUUCCUUUCACACACUGAGGGUAAGUUUAGAAUAUUUGACUAAAAAUUUGUUUUAUUAAUGUUUCCUUUGUAAGCCAAAUAUUACUGAUAAUCUCAACCACACACACACACACACACACACGUUCACUUGCUGUAUGGCUGGUUUAGAACAGCCAGAUCUUUGAGAAUCAACUAGAGCAUCAACAAAUAAGAUCAAAAGAUCGCUGAGGAAUCAAUCAGUAAAGUCUAAAUGCCAAAACACAGGCUGCAUUUACACACGGGAUAUCAGAUUUGAAACGUCCAAUGGAUGGCUGCCAGUUCUUUUUUUUAUACAUUUUUGAAUUAAAGCACAUUUUAUCUCACGUGUAAAUCCUUUAUUGCUCCUUUGUUGAACCAUACUUCCAUGACAUUCUCUGGUUUUACACAUUUUCCCAAUAUGUGCACGGUUCUCCGAGGGAAGCUUUGGAGCUAAAGGAAUAGUUUAAAUGUUCCUUUCUUACUGAGUGUUAGAUGAAAUGAUUGCUACCACUCUCAUGUUUGUACAGUAAAGGUAAAGCUACUACCAGCAGCCGAUUAGCUUAGCAAACCAGCACAGCAGCUAAGGCUCAUUUAUUAACCCUGUAGGUUUCUGUACAGAUAAAUGAAAUGUAAGUGUAAAAAGAUUUAAGAUUAAAUAAAGACAUGCUUAUUUGUGAGCUUUAGAUGUGCUGGUUAGCCAGGCUAGUCCUUUUCCCCCCCGUUUCUGGUCUUUAUGCUAAGCUAAGCUAACCGGUUGUUAGCUCUACCUUCAGACUACUAGCAGCUGUAGUCACCUACAAAAACUCACCAGAAACACGAUAAUGUUACAGAUAACCUGUGAAGUUUCUUGUAAAUUUGUAGAAAACUGGAGCUCCUGUGAAACAUUCAAGUGUAAUAAUAAAUAGGAGGAAUCUGUUACACACAAAAAUCUGAUUUUCUGUUGUGUGUAAAUGCAUCCAGUGAUUGUGUUGUCUUUGUGUCCUGUCACAGUCAUGUUAAAUACAACUAGAUAAAUAUAGUUGUUUUGUUUGUUUUUUGAUUAUAAAUACAAAUGAUUAUUGUUGUAUAUUUGAUUGUUCCAAGUGUAUUAUUGUCAUUAUUUUAGAAAGUAAAUUAUAAUUCUAUUUUCUGGAAAGUUGUGCUGUUGGGGGAAUAAAAGGAUGAAACUGAUUGAGUUUGUUGACAUGAGCUCAGUCAGUGAGUCCUUUGUGCUGUAAAUGAAUGACUGAAAUUAGGAUGAUAAUAAUGAGAGAUAAUAAAAGUGGUCAAAAACAAAAGUCUAUUUGU